Messenger RNA from Akanthomyces muscarius, 3327 nucleotides. RefSeq lists its product as uncharacterized. The transcript is spliced from 3 exons. The record is from RefSeq and is a predicted model, not a curated record. Lineage: Eukaryota; Fungi; Ascomycota; Sordariomycetes; Hypocreales; Cordycipitaceae. The coding region runs from base 1 to 3327 and encodes 1108 amino acids.
AUGGAUACCAAUCCGCCCCGACACGACGCGUUAGGAGCUGCUGGAAUAGAUAGAUUAUCAUACAGAGUGCCGGAUGCGUUCUUCCCGCUGCAGGACGCGACCACAGCUUCAACAACGACAGAAAGCUCACAAUCUGCGAUACAACAAUGGUCGAACCACUUCCAAGGCCCUCGCACACAGACACAGCUGCGUGCCUGGUCGCGCAUCGAGCUACCUGCCCAGCUGAUUCGCAACUUCUCCGGCACCGUCAUGAAGCGCGUUGGCCUUCCGAUUCCCCGUACUACGGAAGCCCCGACGAAACCUAUCCCUGCUCCGCCGGCAAACAUAGAAGUUCCCACCGUAGCUGAAGACGGUAUGCCCACACGCCGCGUUGUCCGCCGGCUGAAUUCAUACGAAGCGCCCGACGAGGAGUGGCAGGUAAAGGGAGAGCCGCUGUCGAGCCUGGAGAUGACAGGCCUGAAAAUGCAGGCUAGGGCUGAUGUCGCUGAUAGCCUGAGCGCUUACCCAACGGCCCUAACACGAGCUCAAAUACGGCAGCGCAGAGCUGGUCACUACGUUCAGAUGGUGCCUCUGAAGCGACGGGCAGGGACUGUCCCUACUGCCGGAAACACAUUGCGCACUUAUACAGACGCAAUGCAGCUGGCACAGAUCAAGUCCCAUUUCCGUGUGCCUCGCCGACGAUUCAGCGUCCUCCCGCGCCCGCAGAUCACCAGUCCCACGCUGUCCCCCAUUGCUCUCUUUACCCCGGGCCGAGAACCCGUCACUCCAGCCGCCGUCAUGGAGCCGCCUCGUUGCAUGUCUGACGCCAAGUCCCCGACAAAGCGAAGCCCGCGACAUAGAAGCCCGCCUAUUAAGACUGAUGGGCCACGCAUCAGCGAGCCGACGAUCAAGCUGUUGCCUGCGACGACGCCAAAGAUUGAGCCCUCGCCUACCAAGCCUGCAUCGCCCCCCCCUGCAACACCAUUGGCUGAGAUUCGAAAUUUGCGCAACAGUCUUGCGACUCCGUCGACAUUCCCCAAGGCAGCACCCUUCGGCACCGCAUUUGCUGGCAUGCAACGACUUUCCGGUAUGCGACCCGGCGCAACGCCCUGGAACUUGUCGCCUACGAAGCUCGCCGCUACGCCGUGUCCGACGUAUCGCAGGGUCGAGCUGCCGAGUGAGCCAUCGCCCGCGAAGCCCAGGGUCUCUGCUGUCCAGACGCCGGCUAGAUCUGUGGUUGGCGAGCCCGCCACACCCCGCAUCUUUAACAACAUCUCGUUCAUCACCGCUGACGUUCCAAGCCCCAUUGCUUCCAUUUCGGCUCUGUUCCCACCCAGCCCCGCGAAGCAGUCCGUUGACUUGCCAUCUGGGACGCCACAGAAACCGACCAGCUUUGACUUUGGCACGGCUUCACCUGGCUUUAAUUCGGUCACUUGGUUGAACAAUGCUGAAGCGACGUCCCGGUCCGUUGCAAGCUUGAAAAAGAACAGCUCCAGACGACUGAGCGAGCCUCUGAUCCGUGGCUGCCUGAAAGUGCAGAAUCGCAGACAAACGAUUUCCCCGCACAAGCUUGUGUUCCGGGCCGACAAGACAUUUUCUCCCGGGGAUGGCCUAUUACAGAAUCGCAGACUGACAUUUUCUCCGCUGAAAUUUGUGCUCCAGGCUGAUCAGACUUCUACUGACGCGGAGGGCGUAUUGUCUCCCGUCAAGAAGUCUACUCAAGCCACGGCGGCCCCAAUUGAAGCGAAGCCGUCUGUAUCUCCUGUGAUGCGGAAUACCCAAAAGCCCCGCAGAAGCCUCAAUGGCAGGAGGUCUUUUGGAUCGCGACAGGCUGCGAACGAGGUGGUGAAUAUCGACAUGCGCCAGAAUCCUGACAUAUUCGGCUCCAAGUCGAUUUCACUAAGCGUAUCACCGGUCUUGGGCGCGGCGCUCCCCAGCAUCGCCGAAACGGGUCGCAAAACUGAAGAUACCGAAGAAGUCUUGACACAGCAGCUGUUCUCUCCUUCUGCCGAGAUUGAGUCUCGUGGAGAUGUUGAGCAGACUGCCCGUGCUGAAACUGCAGUAGAACCCGAACGAGCAGCGGUCCAGGAGGUCUCGAUUUCGCCUGUCGUGGACAGCUCCAUCGGUGGAUUGGGCAUCUUUGACGGCCUACCGGCGCUAGACUUACCUCUGGCUUCCAUUGAAGAGCACGCCGCAGACGCCGAGGCUGAGCCUAGUGUUAUUGCACAAAGCCCAAGCCCGGUUACCUCUGCUCGUGCUUCAUCUUCGUCAAAGGGAAACAGGCUUAGCUCUAGCCCGACGCUGACUCUGUCAUUUACUCCUGUUAACAGCAGGAGUCCGAGCGCAGUGGAAGUAAGUGUGCAGCAGCAGCAGUCAGUUCCGGAAAGCCCUCCGACAGUCACAACAGAGAUUGUGGAAACUGUCACAGCGCAAUCCCAUGAUUACGAUAGUCCUGGGCGCGAUUAUAUGAGGGAGUUUAUUAGACGCUCACGACCAAAGCGCCCUUCUACUACUGAGGCGGGAUCUCCAGUCGGCUCUGCGGUUAAGCGCCAGCCUCUGGGUCCUAAGAGCCCUAAUACGGAAAGCCCAAGCAAGAACAAGCGCAAGCUGGAAAAGGAGCAUGACCAGCACGAGUCGCCUCUGAAGAGGUCCCCCACCGCGUCACCGAAGAAAAUCCGUCGUUACGGAAAAACGUCUACGAAGAAGGAUACGGCAGCAACCGAUGACGAAGAACAGACUGCGACCCUGGAUGUCAAGAUGACUGACUUCGUAGCAAAUGCCGAUGACGAGAAGCAAGACGAUGAAAUGGACAGCACGUCUAGACGCUCCUCUCGGCUGCGAAACCAGACAGGUCCGCCAUCCGCCAAGUCCGCCAUCCCCACUUCCAUCAAGAUGAGGCGGAAUGGUGGCCCUCCGCUGAAUUCGGCAGUUCGCAUCGCGCAGCAGGAGUUGACCUACCAGACUCGCGCGAACACGCAGAAGAACAAGGCAGAUGCCGAAUACCCUGCCCAGUUCCUCGCUAAGCAACAGGAACAGGCACAGAUCGAGCAAGAAGCCGUGGAGCGCGAAACUUCAUCCGAGAAGGAAGGACGCAAAUGCGUCAACUGGAGCAACCCUCUGGCCAUCUACCAAGAGGAAAUCCAGAAAAAGGAGGAGGACAAGCCGGAGAGGGCGAAGAGCUCCAAACCCAAGACUGUGCAAAUGAGCGGCAUCGCAAAGCCAGUCACACGAGCCAAGACUACGGCAGAGAAGGAGCGAACCGCGCGCCUGGCCGAGCACUUUGGCAUGGUUUCCAACGGCACGCCUGCGAAACCCCAGCGGUCUACUCGAUCACGCAUGAGAAUUUAA